UCUCAAGAAAGCUUCCUGUGCUGCUUUUGUACUUGGCUGAUGACAGAAGGGAUAGCACAUGCAAAACGCCAAUUGGUCCUCCCCUGUGGCAGAGUUCAUUCUCCUGGGCCUCUCAGCCCACCCAAGGCUGGAGAAAACGUUCUUUGUGCUCAUCCUCCUGAUGUACCUGGUGAUCCUGCUGGGCAACGGGCUCCUCAUCGUGGUGACCCUCCUUGACUCCCGCCUGCACACGCCCAUGUACUUCUUCCUGGGGAACCUCUCCUUCCUGGACAUCUGCUACACAACCUCCUCAGUCCCUCUAGUCCUGGAUGGCUUCCUCACUCCCAGGAAAACCAUCUCCUUCUCAGCCUGUGCUGUGCAAAUGUUUCUCUCCUUUGCCACGGGAGCCACAGAGUGUGUGCUUCUGGGCAUGAUGGCAUUUGAUCGCUAUGUGGCCAUCUGCAACCCCCUUAGAUAUCCUGUGGUCAUGAGCAAGGCUGCCUACAUGCCCAUGGCUGUCAGCUCCUGGGCCAUUGGUGGUACUGCUUCUGUGGUACACACAUCCUUGACAAUUCAGCUGCCUUUCUGUGGGAACAACGUCAUCAACCACCUUGCGUGUGAGAUCCUGGCUGUCUUGAAGUUGGCCUGUACUGACAUCUCCAUCAGUGUGAUCAGCAUGGGGGUGACCAAUGUGAUCUUCCUGGGGGUCCCAGUUCUGUUCAUCUCUAUCUCUUAUGUCUUCAUCAUUACUACCAUCCUGAGGAUCCCCUCGGCUGAGGGGAGGAAGAAGGCCUUCUCUACCUGCUCUGCCCACUUCACUGUGGUGGUCAUCUUCUAUGGGACCUUACUUUUCAUGUAUAGGAAACCCAAGUCUAAGGAUCUCCUGGGGGACAACAAAGAAGACCUUUCAGACAAGCUCAUCCCCCUCUUCUACGGGGUGGUGAUUCCCAUGCUCAACCCCAUCAUCUACAGCCUCAGGAACAAGGAUGUAAAGGCUGCUAUGAGGAACUUGACGGCUCAGAAAUGCUUCACCCAGUGAUGGAGGCCUCCUCUGUGGUUCUCACCC
Molecule: messenger RNA, 1045 nt
Organism: Odobenus rosmarus divergens (Pacific walrus)
Lineage: Eukaryota; Metazoa; Chordata; Mammalia; Carnivora; Odobenidae
Product: olfactory receptor 2S2-like
Exons: 1
Coding region: 59-1018 (319 amino acids)
Biological process (GO): G protein-coupled receptor signaling pathway
Cellular component (GO): membrane
Molecular function (GO): G protein-coupled receptor activity; olfactory receptor activity
Source: RefSeq, a predicted model, not a curated record